Ichthyophthirius multifiliis is the source of this 849-nucleotide messenger RNA. Its product is annotated as MIR domain protein. The transcript has a single exon. Gene Ontology annotation, biological process: calcium ion transport. The record is from RefSeq and is a predicted model, not a curated record. NCBI's taxonomy places the organism in Eukaryota, Ciliophora, Oligohymenophorea, Hymenostomatida. The annotation marks the transcript as partial.
AUAGAAUAAAUAGAAGAAGAGUAAAAAGAUCAAAAAAAACAACAAAAUAAUAAAAUAAAAGAAGAAGAAAAAAAAGAAGAAUAACCAAUAAUAUUAAAUCAUUAAUAUUUUCCUAAAUACCUCAAAACCCUCCCCAAAGACCUCCUAUAUAUAAUAAAUGAGAUAAAAUUAUAUAAAAACCUUUCUCUUUCCCGAAAUUAAAAUUGGACUAAAAAACUUUAAUAAGAAUUCCUUUUCGAAGAUUUAACCCGUUUAAUAUUCGACCAUAGGUUACAUUUAGAACUACGAUCUGCCCUUUGUGGCUUAAUUCUGACUUUAUAUGUAGACUAGGAGCCUUUAAAAACUCAAAAAAUUCCUUAAAUAUGUAGAGUUUAUAAGUCCAAAUUUUCCCGAAAUUCCAAAAAAAAGAGUCGCAAUGUAACCCAAAUAUGUAAGGAAAAUCUUUCUUAAUUUUAAUAUUUGAUUUUAGAUUGCUUAUCACAUAUAGAAACUUUUUUGGUAUAAAAUUCACCAAAAUGUAUAUCUCCUCAAAAGUCAUAAAAAUAAAUGGCUUUAAAAAGAACAUAAACUAUUUUAGCAGAUGAUAAAAAAGAAAAUAUACUGAAAAAUGUAUUAAAUAAAACAUUAUUUCAUUAAUAGUUUGCCUUGUAUAGUUCAAUGUAUUACAUUAAACUAAUCUAUAUAAUUCUAUUUUAUGUACUUUUUAGACUCUUUUAGAAUAUGAUCAUAUGAAUUAUGAUUUGACAGAGUUCUUGAUUAAUAAAAGAAAUAAAAAUUUUAUUUUUAAAAAAAGAAACAAAUCACUUAUUUAAUAAUUUAAUUAAGUUCUUGGUGUGACAUCGAAUAUCA